GUUAGUUGGUACAUAGUCAUCUUGGAUUUUCAGUUUUCUAGUUUCUUCACUACUAUCAAGAUGGCUUCAAGUACGAGGCUCAGAAAUGGUCAUCCAAAAAAUAUUUCAUCAAUACUUUCACGCUUACAAGGAGCAUUCACGGAUGCAAUGGCUCCUCCAAAGUUAGUUAUUGAUAAAAGAACUCUAGAAAAAACGUGGAAGUUGAUGGAUCGCGUUGUGAAGCAGUGUCAACAACCCAAGAUGAACUUGAAAAAUUCACCACCAUUCAUCUUAGAUAUUUUACCUGACACUUAUCAACAUCUUAGAUUAAUUUAUAACAAAUAUGAAAACUACUUAGCAUCACUUAAUAGCAAUGAAUAUUUUAAGGUUUUUAUUGAGAACAUGAUGAGAAAGUGCAAACAAGCCUUGAAGCUCUUCAAGGAAGGCAAGGAGCUGAUGUUCGAUGAGUCAUCGCACUACAGGAGGAAUUUAACAAAGCUCUCACUAGUCUUCUCACACAUGCUGUCAGAACUGAAGGCCAUCUUCCCAGGACCUCAAGGAGCUUUUGCAGGGGACCAAUUCAGGAUAACAAAGGGAGAUGCAGCUGAGUUCUGGAAAAGAAAUUUUGGUGACAGGACGGUGGUGCCGUGGAGGUUCUUCCGUGACACCCUGAGUGAAGUGCACAGCAUAGGACCUGGACUGGAAGCUAUGGCCCUCAAGUCCACAAUAGACCUCACCUGCAACGACUAUAUCUCAAAUUUUGAAUUUGACGUCUUCACAAGAUUAUUUCAGCCGUGGCCCACCCUGCUGCACAACUGGCAGAUCUUGGCAGUGACACACCCUGGCUACGUCGCCUUCCUCACCUACGAUGAAGUCAAAGCAAGACUACAGAAAUACAUCUCCAAGCCCGGCAGUUACGUGUUCAGGCUGUCGUGUACGCGACUCGGUCAGUGGGCCAUAGGAUACGUGACCAACGACGGCUCCAUCCUGCAGACCAUCCCUCAGAACAAGUCCUUGUGUCAGGCCCUCCUGGACGGAAACAGAGAAGGAUUUUACCUCUACCCUGACGGCCGCAACCUCAACCCUGACCUCUCCUGGGUGGUGCAGGCCACUCCAGAGGACCACGUCAAGGUGACGCAGGAGCAGUACGAGCUUUACUGCGAAAUGGGCUCCACUUUCCAGCUGUGCAAAAUCUGCGCCGAGAACGACAAAGACAUCAGAAUAGAGCCUUGUGGCCAUCUCCUUUGCACCCCAUGUCUCACAUUGUGGCAGGACUCGGACGGUCAGGGAUGCCCGUUCUGCCGAGCGGAAAUCAAAGGCACUGAGCAAAUCAUCGUCGACCCUUUCGAUCCGCACAAGCAACCGCGAGCACGGACAAUGGCGACGGCUGUUGCCGCCAACAGCAUCAACAGCGAUCUGUUGAACAUCAACGGUACUGCAGCCCAACAACAACAACAACAACAGCAACAACAACACUUCCUGUUAGACACGGAGGAGGAGGAAGAGGAGAUGACGGUGCUAGAGCACCCAGAAGGGGAUGGUAUUGAGUCUGGUUCAGAGUUAUCACAAUGUCCACGAUCUCCUUCCUCAAUUAACGAUUACGUUUCGUGUUUUGAGUUCGACCAAACGUCCGGUGCAACUGCUUCGAAUAUUAACAACAGUGACACUGGGUUCCGUGCUUCUUCCACUUGCAACGUUCCGUCGAGAGAAUUUUCCAGUAACAAUUACGGUGUUCUGGGUGAUGGGAUAUCAACCGAAGAUGGGAGAUCGGAACACAGUAAUGACGAAUCCACAAAUGAAACCAGCAGUCGUUUUGAAAAAAUCUGCUCUAUGCUAACUCGGACUUCGGUCUUUAGCAAAAGGACUACAGAUGCGGCAAAAAAUGCCAACUCAAAUAUUCCUAAGUUAAAUUCUGCUUCGUCCGAGAAUCCCUCAAGUGAGCUGCCUCCUCCAAUCCCACCAAGAAACUCUACGCCAACCCCUCCUGCCACUUCAUUUCGUGGCGAUCAUUCGGCUAUCAAUAAAGUACGGGAUGGCCAUAAUUGCAGAAGUUCAAGUUUGAAGGAGUCUGCCGUAAGAAGAAACCACCUUAGAAGCAGUAGUUUUGACGGCUUCAGUCCUUCAAGUCCAGCGUAUCAAAAACCUUCGCUGUCCGGUUCUGGUCGAAUCGCUGACAAUGCAUCUCCAAGUCCACAGUUCUCUUCAACCGACAAGUUGCGCGUCCAUUCAUCAGUGAAACAAUCAUCUGGGUCGCCAGUAGACCCUGACAAAGGCGUUGAUGGUUCAUUUGAUGAAGAACAUAAAAAGAAUUUAAGUCGUAAAGAAAUUAACCUGGAUCCUGCGGUAGACCCUGGCAGGCCGUUCCUCCUGUUUGAGAGCACAGCAGAAAAUUCUGCGAUUACUCACAAAACAUCCAAUUUACGCGAGUUGCAACAUCUCCAGCCAAGUUCAUUUACUCAUUGGGAUCAAAAUUUGGUGGAAGAUUCGGAAUAUUUGGAACCUCCGCAAGUGCCCGACAGGACAGACAGCCUUCAUCGCGCCCCCGAAAUUCCGAUGCUUCCGAAUGUCGAGGAUCGCUACGAUCAUGUUCAACUUUCGUUGCCAGAAUCAAUUUCUGCGACCAUCAAGUUCAGUUCCAAGGAAUUUUCUGUCGAUGCCAAUGUAAACGCGCCCGCCAUCCCAGUAAAACCUAAACUAGUGUACUCCCCUUCCGUCCCGCUCGCUACACUUUCGACUUCCGCGUUCAGUAAUGAUGGAGUUUCAGCUUCAACUGAUGUAACACGACCGCAGUCACCUCAGCCCAAACCUCGCAACGUUUUCAUGAAAUCUCCAUCAGCAACCCAGAGAUCUCGGAGUCCGCUGCUCUCCCCCGGGGCGUCCCCUCGGGUGGGGGGGCAGCGGGACGAGCUCACCUCCCCGCCCCCCGUGCCUCCUCGCAAGUCCUCCCCCAUCCCCAGCCCUCCGUCUACCCCCGCGGUGCCUCACAGAUACAGCACUGGUGGCAGUGGAGGUAGUGGUGGCAGCGGCUACAGUGGUGGCAGUGGAGGCAGUGUUUACAGUGGUGGCAGUGAUGUCAGCAUGGACUACGGAGAAAAUAGUAGCAGUGUUUACAGUGGUGGCAGUGCUUACAGCGGUCUGGCAUCUGGCGCAUCUGCACGAAGUCUGGCAGCUGCGUCUGCUGCAGCUGCGGUGCCGCCGCUGCUGCCAGACGUGAGGGCGUCGUCGCCUGUCACAGCUGCAGCAGCUGUCACUGCAGCUGUGCUCAUGCUGGCAGGCAGCAGCCCUGUAGCUGCCAGCAGCGACAGCCCUGACGUCAACGACAGCGGAGGUGAGCUCGAGCCUGGAGGUCGGAGGUCUCCAUUCCGUCACCGCCCUCUCUCGGUCCCUCACGUCGUCCCGAGGACCUCCAAAAUUAAGUCCUCAGGCUCCAACCCUUCUCUCUCCUCCUCUUGCUCCUCCACGCCCCCUCAGGCUCCGUCGCCGUCUCCUUCUCUUCUCCAAUCUCUUCCUCCCUUCACACUGUCGACUCCUUCAUCUCCAUCGGCUCAGCUCAUAACUUUGUCUCCUCCGCAGCCCUCAACCCAGUUUUGCCCGCGACUCACCCCAGGCCCCGUUCAAUCAUCGCUGGGAUUCCUAUCACCAAGUCCUGUUCCUCCCUCCCCGAAUCCCUCGUGUUCCUCCACUCACUGCUCGAGUUCAUCGCUGAGUAGCGGCUCAACCAUCAUCUUCAACCUCUCAAGAGCCGCGUCAUCGAGCACACUCGGACAAAACAGCUCCACCACCAUUACGUACACUACACUGUCGCCGGAUGACGAUAGCGACGACGAUGCCGGCGACUCUGAUCAGCCUGUUGCUGACCACGCUGCUUUGCCCGCUGAAGGUAGCGAGGAAUCGCCUGCGUCGACGUCAGAACGGCAACAAGCUCGGGUCUGCAGUGCCACUUCCGUGGACCAGCAGCUGGAAGAUAUCAGACAAGAAAAUCAGAGCCUUCUCGGCGCUGUCGCCACCCAGGAUAUGGAAGACGAAGAUGAUGUUGAAUCUAAUCACUACGAACGGCUGCAGGACGCUGGAGAGCCUCUGCCCACCCCGCUGAGAACAGGACCUGAGAGCCAAGAGCGUCCUUCUCGUCGGGACCCGCUCUGCCCGCCAGGCUUUGCGCCUCCAACGCCCAGACUUUCUCGCAACUCUUCGGAGGAGACAAAAUCUGGGCUAACUUCAUCUUUUGAAGCGAAGGCGGAUCAAGCGUCGCUUGUGCAUUCACACGAUCCAGUCGAGGAGAUGAUUCAAGGACAAGUAUCCUUGUUGAUCCCUGUCCCAAUCCAUUCUGCUGCAUCAUCGACUCCAGGCAGUCCUUUGCCAGCGCGUCCGCCAUCCCUGCAGCAGCGAAAACAUUCCCACGAGCUCAUGCCCUCCCAGCGUCUACAUUCCCUCGAGCACAUCCCUCAGCAGAGGAAAUUCUCAUUGGAGAAUCCCCACGCUCAGCCCAGUGGAUCUAAAGCAGGCUCUCUCGGCCAGCAGAUGCCGUACCACAGAUCAAGUGAUGGGUCAUCUGGAGGCCUCUUGGCCGCAGAACUCGAGCAGCGGCUACUGCAGCACCAGCAACUGCAGCGAGGGGACAGCACGUCGGUAAGAUGGGACCAAGCUUCCUCACGGUCUGCGUCCUCCAGUACUGCCGGAAUCGGUCAAGUGCCAAAAUUAUUGUUACCUCCAACUGUGCCUCCAACACUGACCAUAUCAACGUCGUCUCAUUUGUUGUCACCCCGCAACCCUCCGUCCUUGCCUAACACUCCACCUACGCUGCUGCUGACACCUACCAGCAGGACGGAGCCUCAAACUUCUCCGCAUCAUUACUCACUGUCUCCACAUCACCAAGCUCCCCUUCAGGCUGGAGGUGUGAAACCAAACCAAACUCGACCACGCACGAUCACGACGAGUCUGCUCCCUCCCGCCCCUGCAACGACCUCGCCCUCCCCGUCAUCUCCCUCGUCCAUAUCGUCGUGUUCGUCGUCGAGUAGCUCUGGCAGCCUCACUGUUCCAGGAGAAGUCAAACGGCGCUCCAGCCAUGGUCUGGAUCUGGCGGACAUUAGUGAAGAGCCUCACUACGAGAACACAGUCUUUGUCCCAGGAAGCCGGAAGUUUUCUGGAGAGCUGGAGGUGCCUUCAUUCCCCUCCUCCCCAGUGUCUCCAGGCCUUAGCGCCAGCCUCGCUCAGCCCACAGACAAAUCCCUGACCGUGCAGAGCGUCGUGCCCCUGACGUGCAGUGAUGACGACCACGUGACGACGAAGGCGGCGUACGAGAACCUGCCCGUGGAGCAGAUGGCGGUGCUCACGCACGAGGGCUUCCCUCAGGACGCCGUCAUCAGAGCGCUCCUCAUCACCCAUAAUAACGUCAAUAUGGCACGCAAUAUCCUCACAGAGUUCGCUUCCAAGAAAUCUUAAUGAAGCUUCAGCUCUAUGCAUGUCCUUUAACGUUGUUAGCAUUAAUCUCGACCAGAUACAAGGGAACGGGAGGUGUUUGGCUUGACCUAGCUGGGAUGCAGGUUAGUUGGCUGACGACAGUGGCAUAAGUUAUUCUGCCUUCAUAUACUAAAAUGUUAGAUUUUGAAUUUCCUUAUUGUACGAAAACAAUUCCAAUAAAAACAGCUUUAGUUUAGAAUGAUGAGUGUUACUGCCAGUACUUGAAUUAUUCAUUACCAAAUUUAGCUUCUACUUCAGCCCAUGCAAGUUUAUCAGUGGAUGCUUGUUGCCCAAUUCGUGUGAUUUUCAUGGUUUCGAAAAUUUAGGGAAAAGUUAAACAUGUGUUGCUAAACCUGAAAAUUUUUAAUGAUUCGAAAAACGAACGCAAUAAAUUUUAGUUACUGGCUCACUUCCGAUACACUAGAAAAGAUUACCAAUAUUUCUACUUCGAAAUUUAGGAAAAGCCUUGACAUGUAACCACACUUGAAUUUCAUUCACGUUUCCCAUCAGCACAUUGUUACUGGUUUGGACAGAACAUUUGUUCUCUAAAAUGUAAUAGCCGAUUUAUUCGGUUGCUUCACUUCGACUCCCGGCGUGAUUUUGUUAUGUACUCUGUAUCUUUACCAGAUUUGUUGAUCAAAAAGUUGAACAUUUUUCAAUGCAUUUUGUUUCUUUUGUAUAGCGUUGUAAUCGCUUGUUUAGUCUUAUUUUUAACAAAGCCUGUACAGAAUAAUUGUAUAAAUUUGAGACAUUUUUUACUUAAUAUUUGUAUAACAAGCGUUGAUUCUGGUUUGUUCUUGUUGACAGAUACGUUUAGGCUUUGCUUAAGAUUUCGUCAUUGCACUUUGUUUCGAAAUAUAAAUAAAUAGUAUUGGAAUCCGAAAAAAAAAAUCCUAAACGAGAGUCGAUAAAAGCUUAGAUUUUAGAAAUUUUCUUAUGCGGUAGUAACAAAAGUGCAUUGCAUUUGUUGAAUACGCGUGUAAACAGAGCCAGAAUUUCUUUGGGACCUGAAGCACAGCGCUGGCUCCGCCAUUACCGGGACAAUUCUGAGUACAUUCAAUGGUAUUGUUGGCAUAAACAAUUCUCUGAUUGAAGAAGACAUCAAUCAGAAGAAAAAAUUCUCAUUGAAGACAUUUCAAUCAGAAGACAACAAUUCUCUGAUUGAAGACAUUUUGGAUGACAUUCUGUGGAUUUCUAGUCUGCCGAGAGAUGAUAGUGAAGUGACGAUAGCUCGCACGUAAGACUAGUUGCCAAACAAUUGCGUGGUGGAUCGCAAUGAUCUGUAGUUUGUUAGUCGGGGAGUCGUUGAGAAUAAUAAUUCUCUAAAUAAUCAGUCUCUAUUUUGCUAUGUGUCAUAAAUAACUCUUCUUGUUAAGCUUCAUUGAUGAAGCUGCUUAUUGCAUUUUUAAAGCAUUACUAAUAAUAUUGACAACGUCGUACCAAAACUAGACUGUUAAAAGCACGUUUAGUGCAUCUUCGUUUUUGAUAAUGAAAUAAAAUAGUUGCUACGUCUGAAAUGCUCCUGCCUGGACAUACCGCAAUUAAUGUACUAUUUUUCUAACGCUGCUUAAAACUUGCCAUCUAUUUCGCUGUGGCAGUCCUGUUCGGGUCAUCGCCCUCGUUUGCCUGCACAUUGAAUAUAAUAUUCGGAGAUGGUGUACAGCUGUGAGCUUAGGAUGUACUCGGAUGCGUGGAUGAAGUAUUUUUUAUUGUAUUAGUUGAUGUGAAUGUUUAAACGAAGUUGAGUUUUCAAUUAUUCGGUCAACUUAUCCUCUAAUUCUGAAUUUUAUCCAAGUGAUUGCUAACAUGUUUUUUUGUACAUUAUUCAUCAAACGUGACCUGGACGGUGGUAUUAUCAUGUUUAUGAUCUAUAAAAUUUAAGCUUGUCUGUGAAAUGAGUGAUCAUGUUUACAAGAACGAGUGUCAGGUUGGAAGUUCAAGAAUUAUUGGCAGUGCUGUGAAUGAGAGAACAACAAUGAACCAGAAUGCAGUAUGUUUUUUACGUACGUGUGCUCUACGUUGAACUUAGUCUUUAACUGUUGUUGUUGUUGUUGACGUCGUGGCUGUUCUUGUCGGGUUUUGUCUGGUUUACUAUUUGGCAGCAACCACGCCGCUCUUUUUAAGCCUCCGCAAGCGACAGACAAGUGACCGAAACAAAAUAAAAACGCUUCUUUCUGUAAUUUGAGCCCUAAUUUUGCUCAUAAUCUCCUUCGGAAGUUGUACUAAAGUCCAGCUUCCUUGUUGAGAUGAAACAAAUGGGUUCCUGGUGCGAAAAUUUGUGUUUGAGGAAUGUCACGGUGUCUGGCCAUGAAAGACUCGUAUGUUGGGGCUCUGAAUAUCGUCACAUUUCUGCCUUUUGUACGCAAGCUUCGACAUACUAGGAACGCUCGAUAAAAUAAACUGUACUGAACCUCUACUGUUCGACACACUCAAGUGACCGCCUCAACCGCUCCAGAUGAUUGAUGCCCAUACAGCUUUUGCGCGCUCUUUGCUUCCUAUCUCGUGUUCCAUUGCGAGGGAUUUUGCUAGAAUUUUCUUGUGCUUUUGGUCAUCGACAUUGGUCCCUUUGUUGGUGCAUUUUUCUCAUGCUCUUUUUCAAAUAUUUUUUUGUUCAAUAUGUUUUGAUUUGUUGCUUACGUAAAAUACUGGAGUAGGAAAAAGCUCAAGUGCCAUAACUGAGAAUUCCAAUUCAACUGCAGGGUCGUCUUUGAGGAGCCCCGUUGUUUUGUAUGUUGCAGAGGGUGGAAUAUGCAAGCAAACUUAAGCAACUGUCAUUGUCUGUCCAAACUAUUUCAUUAGAGAAUAUUUAUCGUAUGUUGCAAUUAAACGGAUGAUCAAAUCACCUUACAUGGUCGGUUUCAUAAUUGAUAUUUGAAAAUUUUUAUUCUGUUUCGGCGAUAUAGGUUUGACUAUGUAAAAUAGGCUUAAUUUCUGCAUCUUGCUACUCAGCAUUCCAUUGAAACUAGUGUGGUUAAUGAUGGUAAUUUAUCUCGUGAAGUUCUGUCGCUAUUGGUUCAUCGUAUUAAUAAUUUACUGAAUUAUCCUAUUAAUGGUGUUGGUUUGAGGGCCUCGUGCUGCUCUGCUGUAGUGUCGGUGUGGUCUUCUCUGCCAGGAUGAAGUGUUUACAAAUACAUGAUAUGAUUUUUUUUCUCGUCAGUCAUAAAGUAUUAAGGUUUGCAUUUUUUGCUCCGUAUUCAUGAAAGAGGAAAUUCUUUCAGAAGUUGCAACGGUCAGCAAUUGUUUUGUUACGCAAACGUUUCAGUAAUGUGCACAUUGUUAGAGGAUCAUUUUCUUCUGUCGCUAUGAACUCUCAAAUUUAAUUGCCAUCUGCUAAUGAUUUUCAUUUUAAUAAGUCAUUUCAAUAAGAGGAUCAACUGUUUGCUUCAUUCUUCUCCCAAUUCUGGAGUCGCAAAUAGCCGAUUACAAACAUCGUUUGUAAUCGUUUCUUACGUUAAAGCUUCUGUGUCACCAUGUCUGUUAGUGCAUUUCCAUUGCAAUAUUACAACUUAACAAGUAUGGGAAACCCUCGUGUGUAAAUUGUGCCAAAUCAAGAAUAAAUUUUCUUAUGCCAA
Molecule: messenger RNA, 9008 nt
Organism: Hyalella azteca
Lineage: Eukaryota; Metazoa; Arthropoda; Malacostraca; Amphipoda; Hyalellidae
Gene: Cbl
Product: E3 ubiquitin-protein ligase CBL-B-A
Exons: 15
Coding region: 61-5418 (1785 amino acids)
Biological process (GO): cell surface receptor signaling pathway; negative regulation of epidermal growth factor-activated receptor activity
Cellular component (GO): membrane raft; plasma membrane
Molecular function (GO): phosphotyrosine residue binding; SH3 domain binding; ubiquitin protein ligase activity
Source: RefSeq, a predicted model, not a curated record